Messenger RNA from Hypomesus transpacificus, 2039 nucleotides. RefSeq names its product regulator of G-protein signaling 13-like. The transcript is spliced from 5 exons. The coding region runs from base 168 to 725 and encodes 185 amino acids. NCBI's taxonomy places the organism in Eukaryota, Metazoa, Chordata, Actinopteri, Osmeriformes, Osmeridae. The record is from RefSeq and is a predicted model, not a curated record.
UGGAAGGAGGUGGUGGGGGGGGGGGUGAUCCCUACGUUGCGAUGCGGUGUUGACCAGUGAUGUCUCACAUCGGAGCCGUGGCAACGGGAGUCCUGCUUAUAAAGCCUUGUCGUCGGGGAAACCCUGGCAGAGUCUGCGACAGGAGUCCCAGAAUGUGGACUUGAGACAUGCGUAGCAUAACGAGGGUACCCCCGACAUUGGCCUUCACCAUGGACAGAGAUGACGCCAAGACAAACAAGAACCUUGGAAAGAACUUUAUGUGUCGUCUGCAGUGUAUGUUCUCCCAUUCAUCAACCUCUGAGAGCAGGCUAAGUUUAGAAGAUACCCAACAAUGGUCACAGUCACUGGAGAGGCUGUUGGAAUCUAAAUAUGGACUGGCGACCUUCAGGACUUUUCUCAAGUCUGAAUUCAGCGACGAAAACAUUGAGUUCUGGCUGACGUGCGAGGAGUACAAGAAAAUCAAAUCCUCAUUCAAAAUGUCUUCCAAGGCCAAGAAAAUCUACGAACAGUUCAUCAAGGCGGAAUCUCCCAAAGAGAUCAACAUCGACCACCACACUCGAGAGCAGAUCAAGAGAAGUGUGAAGACUCCCGCGCUGUGCUGCUUCGACGACGCUCAGAAGAUCGUCUACGGCCUAAUGGAGAGAGACUCGUACCCGCGGUUCCUGCGCUCGGACAUUUACAGAAGCCUCCUGGAGUCCCUCGCCGACGACGCCGUCAAGGGAUGAGAGCAGAGAGAGGAACGGAACGAACACGAAAACUCUAACUGGAACGCUUGGGCUUUGUGGGGAAGGGAGGGCCCAUGGAUGGCUGGCCUGGCCUGGGGGAACGCGGAGAGGGGGAGGAGAGGGCCCAUGGAUGGCUGGCCUGGCCUGGGGGAACGUGGAGAAGGGGAGGAGAGGGCCCAGGGAUGGCUGGCCUGGCCUGGGGAACGCGGAGAGGGGAAGGGAGGGGCCCAUGGAUGGCUGGCCUGGCCUGGGGGAACGUGGAGAAGGGGAGGAGAGGGCCCAGGGAUGGCUGGCCUGGCCUGGGGGAACGCGAAGAGGGGGAGGAGAGGGCCCAGGGAUGGCUGGCCUGGCCUGGGGGAACGCGGAGAGGGGGAGGAGAGGGCCCAUGGAUGGCUUUGUGUGGGGAAAGUGGAGAAACCUGUGUCCUUACCUGUCCAGCACCACGGUCCCCACAACCAGAAAGGACCACAACCUCAGAGCGUCUGCUGGCAGGCCAGCGGAGAAAGGAGAACAUUGUUGUGCUGUAAUUCCUCCUCUAGUGUGUUUGUACAGGGUGAUAAGUUUCGAUGCAAAGCGAAACAUGGUUGACUGGUCAUGAAUCAUCAGAGCAUUGAGGCGGCCAUGACACAAUGUCAGUUAACACACUGUCUCCUCUGGAGGAUGUGUUUCCUGGCUCAGAUAAGGACACAGGAUGUUAGUGGAAAUGGCUACAAUCUAUAUGUGUGUGUGUGUGUGCUAGCAUGUGUGUGUUUGUGUGUGCGUGUGUGCGUGAAAGAGACAGUGAGACACAGAGAGAGAGAGCCUGAGAGAGAGAAAAAACAGCACACAUAAGUAUAGCUAUCAAGGUCGGGCCACUGGAUGGAUAUGUUUCCUUUUUUUCCCUUUUGUACGGACUUCACCGUGGGGUUAGAUGAAUGAGAGAGCGCAGCUGGAGCGCACAGUGGCACGGGUAGCACAGUACAACAGCUUUUCCAUGGAGUGUUAUUCACACCCUCGAGACAUACGACGUGUUCCACUGAUAGCUAGCCGUUGUGAGACGUAAAUUACAUGUUUUGGGUGCAAGUCUUGAGAAUAGAACAGUGCCAGUGUUUCACUUUGUAUGCUUACCUUGCCAUUUUGCUUUUUGGAUUAUUUGUUUCGAAAGACACUUUCCUGUUACUCACAGAACAUGCACAAUUUAAAUGGGUUAUCUAGCAGCGUUGAUCUGAUCUGUUUUAAAUUGUAUUUAUUUAUUAUCACAGCCACUGUUGGAAUGCUGACUUUUGCAGUGGAAAUAUUGUCAUGAUUAGGAAUUAAAUUAUUCAAUCAUUUGGA